Molecule: messenger RNA, 1526 nt
Organism: Caenorhabditis elegans
Lineage: Eukaryota; Metazoa; Nematoda; Chromadorea; Rhabditida; Rhabditidae
Gene: sprr-2
Product: Sex peptide receptor-related protein 2
Exons: 11
Coding region: 49-1404 (451 amino acids)
Biological process (GO): G protein-coupled receptor signaling pathway
Cellular component (GO): membrane; plasma membrane
Molecular function (GO): G protein-coupled receptor activity; G protein-coupled peptide receptor activity
Source: RefSeq, marked reviewed
GAAAACACUAUAUUCAAAUCGUCAUGAGGUGGUGAAAUUGUGGAGGGCAUGAACUACGAAGUUUAUUGCGGCAAUGCGCAUGCAGAGCCAAAUAGCUCAGCAGUUCAACAACUUGCAGAAGCAUGUGUUGAACAAGACGCGUCUUAUUUUGAUGGUUGCUCGAGAACGUGUGUGAAAGACAAGUAUCUACUGCCUCUGACACAAUUCGACAAUUUAGAGAUUGUAGUUUAUGGGCAGAUUUUCCCAAUUUUGGUGCUUUUCGCAGUUUUUGCGAAUGCGGCUGUUGCGCUAGUUCUAUCGAAGAAGCACAUGAUCACUCCAACUAACGUCGUUUUGAAGUACAUGGCUAUUGCGGAACUUUUAGUGGGACUCGUCCCACUGCCCUGGACUCUUUUCUUUUUUUCAAUGGGGAAUAUCAAAGAAACACAUCGGUUAGAGUUAUGGUGGUGCUAUCUACAAAAGUACAGUAUGGAUGCGUUUCCUCCAGUUUUCCAUAUGAUUGCCAUGUGGUUGACGGUACUUCUGGCGGCACAAAGAUACGUCUCCAUAAGUCAUCCAUUGCAUUCUCGAUCCGCGUGUAAUGUAAAAAAUGUUCGAUUAGCAACAAUGAUCAUAACUGUCACAUCUUUCCUUUGUGGACUUCCAAAGUCGUUUGAUUAUGAGUAUGAAACAGUUCACGGAUGGAUUUAUUCGCAUGGUAACUGGACGUAUGCAAGCAGUUGCGUCAUGAUGCCUACAGCGAUAUUAACCAAUAUGGGGCAAACUGUGUACUUUAAUAUUUACUUCUGGACACGUGCGCUCGGCUUCAUUAUUUUGCCAAGUUUCCUACUUGUCCUGCUCAAUGGCCUUCUCAUUAAGGGUAUUAGAAGAGCGCAGCGGCGGAAGCUGCGAUUGUUGAGAGAAAAACGUUCCGAAGAAGCUGCUCGGCAACGAGAUAGCAAUUCGACAAGCCUUAUGCUAGUUGCUAUUGUUUCAAUUUUUUUGAUUGUAAAUUUGCCGCAGGCUAUAUUUAUGGGCCUGCUUUGUGUCUGUGAGACGUUUACAAUUAAGAUUCCAAUAUUAGAAGGAACUUUCCCUGCCGUGUUUCUUAUCGCUAGUAAUAUGAUCGUUAUUGCUACUUAUCCCAUCAAUUUUGGAAUCUACUGUUUUAUGUCAAGCAGUUUUCGACAAACUUUCAAAUUGUUGUUUUGUCCUGGCGCUAGUCAACUCCAAUGCGAACGGCGAAUCGAAGCUGCAAGUGCCGUACAUUCCAGUCGUCGACGUUCCGACAUUUGCUCGCAUUUGGUGAAUGUUUGCACAAACUCUGAGGGAUUCAUGCAAGUAUCCCAUCAUUGUCUGCACGUCGAUUAUCUUGUAUCGGAUAGGCAGUCGACUCAGUUUACAACGAUGGAUAGGAGUGAUUAACUUGUUUUCUUUUUUUUUCUGCAAAUUAAGAUGUUUGAACAUUGUGAAUAACUUCGCCUAAAUGUGAAUUUUCUUUUUAAUUUUCUUUUUUUUUACUUCGAAAUAAAUGCAUUUAAAAUUUG